Molecule: messenger RNA, 1059 nt
Organism: Serendipita indica DSM 11827
Lineage: Eukaryota; Fungi; Basidiomycota; Agaricomycetes; Sebacinales; Serendipitaceae
Source: the annotation of a GenBank genome assembly
AUGGACUUUACCCCGACCAUCUUCAAGGUUUACGAGUCGCUGCGCUACAAACCGCCAAAUGGAUGCUACACAGUUCUUGCAGCAUUUUAUUUGAUCAACAAUGACCGGAAUCAGUCAACGAUCAUCUCGUUGGCCACAGGCACAAAAUGUUUGCCAGUUGACAAGUAUUCAAAGACUGGAGAUGUCGUACACGACUUUCAUGCAGAGGUUCUCGCGCGAAGAGGGGCCGUCUAUUGGCUCCUGCGUGAAAUGCAGAAGUGGGCCACAUCUGGGAAGAGCGAAUGGCUGCAAUACGACCAGGAAGACGAUCACUGGGAACUCAAUCCUAACGUAUCUCUUCAUAUGUACAUCUCAGAGCUGCCAUGUGGCGAAGCGUCAACCAGGGCAAUUGCACAUAUUCAAUCUAUUCAUGACCCAGAAAUGGCAUCGUUAAAGGACGAUGGUCCUCCGAAUAUAUUGGACGACCUUACCCCUGUGGCUGCCCGAGGUCGAAACGCCUACUCACGAUUCAAUGUAGUACGGACAAAGCCAGGAAGAGGAGAUGCUCCUCCGACAAAUGCCAUGUCCUGUAGCGACAAGAUAGCACUGUGGUGUGCUGUUGGUAUUCAAGGGGCCCUCUUGUCAUCGAUGGGCAUGACACCUCUCUAUAUCAAGAGUAUCACUAUUUCUGGUGUGAAAGGAACACAGAUCCUCGAGGACAUGGAGAAUGAUAUUCAAGACGACUGUCGAAGAGCAUUUUCGGGUCGCCUGCACAAACCAGAUUCUCAGGUGCAUACCCCCCACAUCUUAUUCACUACCUGUCAAUAUACGCAGGGGAGGGAUCGUGGGAGCGGGAAAAGUAGAUCCUCAAAUGAAUCUCUUUGUUGGAUAUCCGACCUCGGCAAAGAGAUUCUCACCAAUGGAGUCCGACGAGGUGUGAAUCCAAAGAAUUGGUCCAAUCCGUCGCUCAGCGUCGAUAUUCGCACAAUAUUUGGACACGAGAAAAGCUAUUCAUAUGUCAACGAUAAAGCAAGCGAUGUCAACGACGCAAACUAUAUCAGUGUCCGCAAACUCCGUUGA